Meloidogyne enterolobii is the source of this 801-nucleotide messenger RNA. The record is from the annotation of a GenBank genome assembly. Lineage: Eukaryota; Metazoa; Nematoda; Chromadorea; Rhabditida; Meloidogynidae.
AUGCAAAAUGUUGGAUUUAAGGGAGAGUGGAAGGUGCAAGAUAAAAUAGUUGUGCCUCAACAACCAAACUCGGACGAUUGUGGCGUCUAUGUUUUGUUGUUCGCUAAAUUUUUAUUAGAAGGAAAGAAAACAAAAUUUGAACAUGAAAUGGUAAAAUAUUAUAGAAAAAAGGUUUAUCAGGACUUAAUAAAAACAGAAUAAAUAUAUAGUUUAUUGGAUUAUAGAGAAAGAUUUGGAUUAUAGAGAAAGAUAUAUUCUUUAAAUCUUAUGCCUUAACUACUCAAAAAUUAAGGGCUAUUUUGACAAAACGGAAAAUAAAAUUCUAAAAUUCUUGGAAAAUAAUAAGAGGAAAAAUUUUAAAAAUAAAGAACUGAUGGAUUCAGAUGCAACUGAAAUUUUUAAAACCCCAACAAAGACAAGCAAAACUGAUAAAAAUACAAAUAAUGAAGACCGUAAAAUUAAGGAAAAAUCAUCAAGUUCAGUUGAAAUAAUAGAAAUUGUUAAAACAAAAGAAGAAAUAAAAGAAAUUGAAAACGAGACGGAUAAAGCAAAAGACAAAAAAAAAUAAAAAUCCAGAAGAAAAUUAAUUGAAAAAAAUAAAAAUACAGAAGUAAAAUUGAUUGAAAAAAAUAAAAAUCCAGAAGAAAAAUUAAUUGAAAAAAAUGAAAAUCCAGAAGUAAAAUUAAUCGAAAAAGAAAAAAAUCAAAUAAAUAAAAUGCAAGAAAUAAAAUCUAUUGAAGUUGCUGAAAUAUUGCAGGCGAGCCUUUUCAACUUGGAAUUUUUUAAGACCCACAAAAUUUU